CUAGACUUGCUUCUCAACUGCUGUCUACUUAUCUGUACGUGAGUGAUAGCAUGUAUGUUUAGCUUUCAUUUCCAUUUUCUCUUUUAACGUUUCUGUUUGAUAACAUUACGAUUCAAAAAGGACACAUCACACUAAUUUUAUCAAUCAAACUGAACGAUUUAGUUAUUUCCGUCAUGAUUCUGCUAGAGCUAAUCUGGUAUUACGAUAAACUGAAACAAACUCUAAUAAAUCAGGAUUAUUUACAAUCCUCAGGGUAAUGUCCGCGAUGAGGCGUGGCUGUGUGGUAAGAAGUUUACUUCCCAUCCACAUGGUUCUGGGUUCAGUCCCACUGCUUGGCACCUUGGGCAAGUGUCUUCUACUAUAGCUAAGGCUGUAUAAGUCGAUUUGAUAGACGGAAACUGAAAGAAGGCCGUCGUUUGUAUGUAUGUGUGUGUGUCUUUACUGUUGUUUUGUUUCAUUCGUUACAUCUGAGGUUUAAAACAAUGAUCUGAAGAAAUUUUCUGCCAAAAACAGAAUAGAACUGUGAAGGCACAUGUUCUGAUAUUAGGCUUCUCUGCCUAAUGUUGUAAAACACUCAACUGGACAGACACAAAAAGUUCUUCAGGCUUAUUUUUGGUUCGGAAAAAUAAGAAGUUGUGACGUUCAUGACUUUCAUUUGUGCAUAAAUGAAUUGAAUCGAUUUCAAUUGGAAAUCUAACCUGUCUUGCGAAUGCGAUUAACCUGGAGAUUUAACAACUAACCAAAAAAGAAUUGGAAUUGGGCUGGUUACGAACGGAAGGGAACGAAAAAGCCAGUAGACAAGAUUUCCAAAGGAAGAACGGAAUCAAGCAAGACGAAAGACACGCCCAGAUAUGAAGAAAGAUUGCAAAUAAAAGAUGCGAACUGCCUGAAGACAAUCGAUCUACUAAAAUAUAUGAUUGGUAAUUAUGUUUCUGAACUUUUUCACCCAACACAACUGGGAGAAUGAAAACCAAGAGUCACUUUCGCCUCGUGCUCAUUUUUUUUAAAAGAAGGAAUCUGUCCGACGACGUAGAACUCGUUCACCCUUUUACAGCGCCUGAAAUAUAUCUCGUUCUCUGAAUCUCACUUUGAUUUUAAUCACAUCAAACUCUGUCGUGGAUAAAUGUCUGAUUUAACGAAGAAUGCCGGAUCUAUUGUCAACCUUUAAGGAUGUUUUAGUGAAGAACAACAUGAACGCCACAACUUACCAUCAUUUUAUCCCAAAGUGAAUCCUUACAUCGGAUUGAUUUUCCUCAUAAAAGCAAACAUUUUAUUUAAUCCCACCACACGCUGAUGCAAACAUUCACUUUCUACGAAUAGAUUUUGUCAUGGCCUCAAAGGACGAUUUAUGUAUUCAAUAAUGUAAGUUCAAUCCCAGCUAUGCCAACAGCUUUUAGAAGAAAUGCAUAACAUUUAUGUGGUUCCAGUGAAUAACAACUUAACAAAAUAGAAAAUUGUCCUUGGUUUGGAAAUGAUUUGAUCUGAGACUGUGUGGAAAUUAAAGCAAUUACAAUGUGCAGAAUUGCUAAGUUACAGGGAUGUAAACACACCAACGUCAGUUGUCAAGUUGUGUUGGGGGACAAACACAGACACACACACACACAGACACAAACACACAUGUUGGGUUUCUUUCAGUUUCUGUCUACCAAAUCCACUCACAAGGCUUUGGACAGCCCAAGGCUAUAAUAGAAGACACUUGCCUUAAGGUGUUAUGCAGUGGUACUGAACUUGGAAUCAUGUGGUUGAGAAGCAAGCUACUUACCACACAGCCAUGCCUACAUCUACAAGAUAUCGAUUAAGAAGUGUUUGACACAUGGGAUCUAAAAUAAUAAAAUGAACCUAAAACUGACAAGGAAACAAUCGAGGCAGUUUAAUGCUACAUUAAUUGAGAAACCCACUGUUAAAUUCUAAAAUGGAUAUAAAUUCUUCAUUGUUUGUGUUCUGUUUGGCAAUGGAACCUAAAGAAGAAGGUUCAGAGGAGGAAAGAAAACCAUGUGUUGUGUAUAGCUAUCCUAAAAAAGAUAACUUUCUUCUGGAAACAGAAGCCAUGUUGGUUGUCUUGUGUAAUGUAAUGGAAGAUCUAACUGGAAAACCUGCAAAUGCUUCUGUAUUAACUUGCGAAGGCGGGAAACACUUACAAGUGAAAUAUCAUAAAGAAGGUCAUAGAAUUGUGAUAUUUGUGGUUAAAUCUCAAGUGCUUUGUAAUAAAACUAUUACCAGUCUGUUUGAAAGUAUCAUGCAUCUUAUAUUUGUUUUGUAUGGUUCUGUUGAAAAUGCAUUCCUAAGAAAGAAAUUCCAUGAAAAAUUGAAUGGAAUUUUUUCAUCUGCAGAAGAAGAGUUAAUUAAUUUAUUCAAAUCGUCUUCAGAGACAAUUUUAAACUUUUGCUUUGAGUAUAUUCCGAUGCAUAUUUUACCUACAUUUUACCAAGAUAAUUUGAAUAGAAUCCUCUCUGAUUUAGAAUCAAAACAUCCAGAACAUGAAGAAUUUAGAACUAGAGAUUGUUGCCAACACAGAAAGCAGUUCUUUCUAGUUGGUUCUUGUGUGUUUUUCAAUGAGUAUUUACUCUGCAAUCAUUUAUCUCCAAGAAAUUUGGAAGAUGUCUACGUUUACUUGAAGUUUAACAGGCUUUUAUCGCAACAGACAAGUCAACAGAUAAUUUUAUGGCGAGAAAUUCACUUGACAGGAAAUAAAACACAAACAGGUGCUGAUUUGGGAUACAUUGAACAACCGUCUCAAUGCCAUCUUUUGGUAGUUUACCACAAACCUUAUUUUCUAGCCACAUUGCUGCAAUCUCCAAAGCUUCUCCUUGGCAAAAAUACCAUUUCUUCAUCAACAUUACCACCAUCACCCCCACCAUUGUAUAUCGAAAGACUAAAAGUAACUCUUUCACAAAUAGAAUCAACCAUCCUUUGUUUCAGUGACAAUUGUAUGGAUGGCAAUAAAAAUGAUGGCAAGAUGAAAGAUUUAUCUUUUGCAGAUCAGAUUGCAUCAUUGUUCAAAUCACCAAUCAACAAACAGAAAAAGCCUUGUAAUUUGGCACGAAAUCCUACUGAAUACUCCAAGUAUGCAGACAUUUCAAAUCUAACCAUAUCCCCUACCUGCAAAGAAAAUUCAAGAACACCUUACCGUAUGAAUCCAAAAUAUUCGUCCAACCUCACAAUAUCCCCCAAUUCCUCUCCAUACAAAUUUCAGACUCAAAGUAAUGCUGAAACUUCAGAUUCUCAACAUGAAAUAAUACUUCAAAGUCAAAGAAAUUCUGAAACCAAACUGAACAGUUUAAACUUUGUUAAUUUUACUUCAUUGCAUUCUCGAUAUCCCUGUUGCUAUGGUGUGGUCGCAGUUCUUUAUUUGCAGGCAAGUAAAGAUGGUAUGUCAACGGGAAUACAUAUUAAUGGAUGUUGUGACAUUCAUUCAGAUAUCAAGUCUGAUCUUACCAGGUGCUGCAUUUUAAUUAUGGAACAUUUCAAAAACUCAAAAUUGUUUGAAAAAAACAAACGAAGAUCAAGAUUGGUCACUCCUCAUGGAACCAGCUGUCAAAGAAUCCUCGAAUACGGUGUCCUUCUACAAAAAGAGGCUGUGAACGAACAUAAAGUGAGGGAAGCUCAAAAUACAGACUUUUGGGUCGUUGGUAAACAAAUAUGUCGCGAUAAGGGGAAUGUGCAACAAACAGUUCUCAUUUGUUUUCAGGACAAGAUUGAACAGAGUCUUGUAGAUCUGGCAUUCAGUUUUCCAUUUGGCCUUAACUGGAUGGAGUGAUUUUAGAAGUGAGUUUCUCAGUGGUGAAGAUUUCUGUCUUAUGAAACACCUUAAGUUGAUGAAAAACUGCUGAGAUGAGAAAGUAUGUCUAUGCUAAGUCAGACAGACAGAGGCUAUCCAUGUCUGAUCUUCACUUAUGUAAGUUUAAGUCAGUCAGAGGGGUCAUCUAUCCGUGAGCUUCUCUCAUUUAUGGUCAAGUCAGCCAGACAGAGGCCAGUUUUCUCUCAACUGUAUCAGUCAGACAGAGGCCCUCCGUAUCUGAGCUGUAUUCAUAUAAUGUCAAAUCAGUCAAUGCACAUAGAUUAAGUCAGUCAUAUAGAGGACAGCUUUCUCUGUGCCAUAUCCAACUCCGUUUUGAACAUCGUCACUUUUGGAUAAAGUAGUAAGCUAUAAUUCCACAAGAUCAUAUGUUAAGAUAGAUCCUUCGGUAUCUACCAUUCUCGGUGUUACCGAGGCCAGUUGUCUUGCCUGGUCUGUGACAUUUGGCUGUUUUUAACACUUGGCGUCAUGUGGCGAGCUUUCCCGGAUGCUAUCUCGUAGUAAAUUUGUUGUAUAAACAAAAUGCAUACUCCAUAUACAUGCGACCGAUAGAUAAUGUUUACAUUACUUCAGUUGUUUUUAAUCUGUAAUUUUUUUUUAAUACAAAUUCGCUCUCGGAAAUUUAAAAAAAAGAAAAGUUCCCUGCAGACGCUGGUCGCUAUUGAAGGGAAAUAACUAUGUUAGCUCGACAGGUAAUUGACACCAUGAAGAAAGCCGAGUUUAUAGAAAAGUAAGUUAUGGUAGGAUUUCCUUUUUUUGAAAGGAGUAAAUAAAGAAAAUACGAAGAAAACUGU
Molecule: messenger RNA, 4590 nt
Organism: Octopus bimaculoides (California two-spot octopus)
Lineage: Eukaryota; Metazoa; Mollusca; Cephalopoda; Octopoda; Octopodidae
Product: protein inturned
Biological process (GO): nervous system development; establishment of planar polarity; cilium assembly
Cellular component (GO): cilium; cytoplasm
Source: RefSeq, a predicted model, not a curated record